This is a messenger RNA of Aureobasidium musti, 1926 nucleotides long. The record is from the annotation of a GenBank genome assembly. Lineage: Eukaryota; Fungi; Ascomycota; Dothideomycetes; Dothideales; Saccotheciaceae.
AUGAUGGACUAUCAUGCACAACGUGCGAUGGCUCAUGGCAUGUACGCCGCCAUGGACACCUUUGUUCAAAGUGCUGCUAUGAAAGUGGACUGGACGCAGCGUCAGAGCGUUGUUGACCGACUACGCCAAUGGAUUCGACAUCGAUUUGUCCCUGCAGUGGGCCUCUCAACACCCAACGAAGUGGCGGAUUGGGAGAACACAGCUCUUGAACGCCUGGCGAAGCAAAGGAUCAGACACCUUCUCGAUUAUGUCAAGGCCUGGCCUCAUUCAACCGGAGCAAUACUGGAUCUGAGAGAAUGCAUGCACUCAUCAGAAGUGAAGAUCCAGAUUGCGAACUCAUUUACACGUCAGCUAAGUCGUCGCUUAUUACAUGCCGGUGUGACAACGUCAGAGCUACUCAGCAUCUACAUCAAUGUCAUCAUGGCGUUCAAGACUCUGGACCCAAGAGGUGUGCUCCUGGAUAAGGUAGCUGUACCUCUACGUGCAUAUCUAAGACAUCGCGAAGACACUGUAAGAAUCAUCGCAGCCAGUUUCCUGGCAGAUGUCGGUGAUGAUGAUACUCCUCUCGAUAAUUCGUCCGAAGAGAUAUGUAUCGACCUUGCUCGAGAAAUCAACCUUUCGGAGGGUCAGGCGCUUCAUGUUGAACACAAAGGUCUUGACUGGGAUGAUAUGGAAUGGAUGCCUGAUCCUAUUGAUGCAGGGCCUGAUUACAAGAAAUCCAAAACCGAGGAUGUCAUGUCGUUUAUGCUUACUCUCUUUGAGCAAGCUGAUUUCAUCAAGGAGGUCCAGUCACUAUUGGGAGAACGCUUACUGAGUGUCGGCUAUGAUGAUACCGAACUCGAAAAGGAGAUUCGUCUCGUGGAGCUUUUCAAGACACGAUUUGGUGCCGAUCGUUUGCAGUCUUGUGAGGUCAUGCUGCGUGACAUACAAGACUCGAGACGCAUCAACAAUACCCUUCGUCCAAAAGACGAUUUCCCAACGGCGCAGGAGGUUCAUGCGGCAAUUCCUGAUACUGGAAUCAAAAGUCAGGCACUCAUUGGCAAGUUCAACACGCGUGUGCCACGGACCGACUUGGCUGGUCAUAAGUUCAUCGCCCUGAUCAAAUCCGUGGCUGUCGCUGAAAAAGGCUCAGACAUACUCUAUCCAUCACCUGACUUACCCAUGUUUGAGUCCAGUGUUGACACUGAGUUGUCUGCAGCCUUCCAAACACAGAUUUUGUCUUCGUUCUUCUGGCCGAGUCUAAGAGAAGAUGAGUUUGCCGUACCAGCGCCAAUUUCUACUCUGCAGAAGAACUUUGAGCAGGAUUUCGAGCGCAUCAAGAAUCUUCGCAAACUACACUGGUUAUCUGCUCUGGGAAAGGCUACAGUCGAGCUCGAGCUUGAGGAUCGUACUGUGAAGUUUGAAGGUGUCCAGACGUGGCAAGCAAGUGUCAUAUAUGCAUUCCAAGAUGAGAGCCAGGACGCUUCUACUGCCAGCCCAGCAUCAAGAACAGUACAGCAGCUGGAAGAGUCACUUCAGAUGGAAGAAGUGCUUGUACGCAACGCACUUGCAUUUUGGGUAGGCAACCAAGUUCUGAUCGAGGAUGAGCCGGAUGUCUUCACCGUUCUUGAGCAGUUGCCAUCUGCAGAUGGAAAGUCCACGACAGGCCCUCCAGCACAUGCACCAGUGCAGGCUGAUACCGUCAUCUCGGCAGUCAAGUCCCAAGAUGCUGUACUUCAAGACAACAAACCCAUGUACGAAAUGUUCAUGAUGGGCAUGUUGACGAACGGAGGUGCCAUGGACGCGGCACGUAUCACAAUGAUGAUGAAAAUGGUUGUCCCUGGCGGUUACAACUUUGGUGAGGAUGAAACGAGAUGGCUCCUUUCUGGCAUGGAGGAGCAGGGCAAGGUUGUCGUCAAUGGCAGCAACUAUUCCAUCAAGAAAUAA